Messenger RNA from Suillus subalutaceus, 1053 nucleotides. RefSeq lists its product as uncharacterized. Bases 108 to 647 code for a protein of 179 amino acids. Lineage: Eukaryota; Fungi; Basidiomycota; Agaricomycetes; Boletales; Suillaceae. The record is from RefSeq and is a predicted model, not a curated record. Gene Ontology annotation, molecular function: RNA binding. The transcript is spliced from 7 exons.
CUUUUUCGAACCUCCACGUUCCGUUACAGUGUCUUGGUCUCCGUUUCGUUCAGGUCUCGUGUAACAGUUUUCAAGACUCUAUUGUAUUACCAGUGAUCUCCUUCACUAUGUCUUCACAAUCAAGUGCAAAAAUCUACGUUGGAAAUUUGAGUUGGAACACCACUGAUGACACGUUGCGCAAUGCUUUCAGCGGUUUUGGACCAGUGCUUGACUCUAUUGUCAUGCGUGACCGUGACACUGGCCGUUCUCGGGGUUUUGGCUUUGUCACCUACGGGACGACUGAGGAAGCAAACCAUGCUAUUGCCAACAUGAAUGAGCAGGAGCUUGAUGGCAGGAGGAUUAAAGUAAACCUCGCUAAUCCCCGUAGCUCUGGUACCGGAGGCAGCGGCGCUGCAGGAUUUGGAGGUGGUUAUAGUGGUGGUGGUGGCGGCUACUCUGGUGGCGCCGGUUACGGUCAGCAACCUGGGUAUGGAGGUCAGGGUGGUUAUGCUGGAAGUCAAGGUGGCUACGGUCAAGGUGGCUACGGUGGAGGCUACCCAGCCGCGGGGUAUGCAGGCGGUUUUGCCCCGACCGGCUACAGUGGCCAGCAAGGUUAUGGUCAACAGGGUGGAAAUGGCAAUCCAGGAGGUUACGGCCGUGGUUAUUGAUCAAGUGUUGAUCAUUUCUGCUCUUCACAUAUCUUCCUUCGGACAUCAAUAUUAUAUCAUGCGUCUCAUACUCGUUUGUCUCGUCCACAUCUACACCCUACUCACACAUAUCGAGUAUUCCUUCUCCCUCUCAUUUUUAGUCUGAACUCUACUACGAUUCAGCUUGUAUUUGUAUGUUCAGAUAUAUCCAUUCCCAUGCCCUCGUCCUCGCGAUCUUAAAGCAUCACCCAUCAUAGUACCUUUCCAGAUAUGGAAGGAACGACUGAUUUUCUAAGGAUUGGGCUAGUUUCCUGUAUUGGGUAUUUCGGAUAGCGCCUUGUAGCGUGUGGCCGACAAUUAUAACAGUACCGAUGUCAUAUAGACAUCCGUUGUACGCCAACCUUGCAGCAUCCCUCAAGAUGUACCC